UUAGGUUUUUUUUUUCAGAUAUUUUGGUACCUACAAAAGUUUGAUUGGUUAAUAUAAUUUUCUGUUUGAUCCUUCUGUCAUAAAGGAUUUCCUCAUUGUUGCAGCUUAGUUGUGUUCUUAUCCGUGCAACUUGUGACGCUUUCUUUUCAAAUGCAAGUGUGUGGAAAAUAUUGUACAAUAUGUGCAGACUCUACAAAUAGGAGGCAACAUGACGUUACUAACACCACUAAAAUUGCGUUUCCUUUUUCUAAUAUGUUAGAAUGCGUUUAAGCUCCAAUAAAAAAUUAAAUGGAAAAUAUCUUCGAGGUUUCAGUUGAAAGAAAAACUGCAAUUUGCUUUACAAUAAAAUUAAGAUUGCAUAAAUGCACCUUCAUAAAUUAUUGCUAAAUCAGGAAUGUAUUUAUGCCAAACAAUUCUUUCGAGAGCUUCAAUUUAAUGUAACUUUUUAGAGAGAUUUUGCUAAUUGAUAAUUCUGAUCGAAUGAAAAACCGUAAUGGUUCGUUUUAUUUGAAUCGCAUAAAUUAUUGUAUUUCAAUGACAUCUUAUAAAAAAAAUCCAAAAUAACGUUGCAUUAUUGUUUUUAUUUCAACGUUGAAAACACUUGAAGACAUCAUUGAGACGUUGAAAACACUUCGCAGGUGUAAUUUGAAAUUGAUUUGCUGAGUUAAGGUUCCUUUGAUAGAGAAGGCAUUGCUUGGGGUAUUUUUAUUCAGGAGGUUCAUUACGUGAAUUCUUCUCCUGUGAAGGUGUUGGAAAUUUCUUACUGAAAAUCCCAUUUUUUGAAGUGAAUUUUACCCCAGCAAGUUGUCUCGGCCAUUUCCUCUAUUUAAGCAAGAUUCUUUUUUCUUUCUUCGGCAGCUUUCAGAACCGUUAUUAUAAUUAAAAACUUCCGUUUUUGUUCUGAUACUCCUAUUUUCAUAUUUAUAGCCGGUCUAUAACGUAUUCCUAUAUUGCAUCCAGUUGAUCCGUUUUUCUAAUUUAAAAGGAACUGGUGGUUCAAUCAUUAAACCAAUAUUUUCCUGAUAAUUUAACUUUAUUGAUUUAUGAAAGAACGCCGUCAAAUGACUCUUUUAGAUGACUUUGAGCGCUCAACCACAUCUUGCCUGUGGCUAUGUUGUUAAUACAUAUCAUAAAGCAGAGUCACUAGAAAUCUAUGGCUGAAACAGCUGACUUAGAAAACUCUUUCCCAGGCAUCGCAAAUGAACAAAUUCUACCACCGAGUUCGCAGAAUGUGACUGAAAUUGGUAUUACAGUGGACUCAGCGCCUCCAGCCGGAACCCUGUCAACAGGUUUUACAUCAGGCGUCUAUUCUCUGACCACUACAAGUGGAUCCCUAUCUCCUAGGUCACAAGGGUCCAGCUAUCCGCAGACGCCGCCAAACAGCUAUACUGUAGACAGCUCAUUCGCCAAGUUCACAGCACUCCCAGCCUCCGCUCUGACCCUCGACACUCAGGAACUCCUAUCCAAACUCGACGAAAAUUUGACUUCGAGUGGCGAUGAUAAAGAUGGAAGGGCAUCCGACAGAAUCGCAGAUGGUAGUCUGGGAACUGGUGAAGCGGAGGGUCAUUGUCGUGAGGUUGCAGAAGUUGAAGAAGAUGCAGAUCCGGGACGUUUGGGUUUCAAUAGAGUAGAUCUUCCUGGGACUGAAGAGGCGUUUGAACAAUUUAGAAAACAAAACGAAGAGUUCCUGAAACAUAUGGACUCAAUUGCAGACACAGAAGAAGAGCCGAAAACCUCCAAUGAACCCCCAAAGGAAAGCGAAAAGGCACCACAGCCAGCGGUGAAUGUAGAUGAUUACCUAUUCGAUUUGCACAAUGAAAAUGUUGUCGCUUCAAAUAUAUGCCAAGAAAUGAUAGCAGACGGCAUCGACUCUUCAAGGUACCAGUCAUAUAUCUCAGAGUUGCCGAAUUCACGCGAAGAGUAUCAGCGUAUGGUUUCAAAGUUUGUAAAACAUCAGUCAUUUCAUACUAAAAGGUUAAAUCAUUUGCGGAAUGUCCCUAACGAUUCUUCUGUUUACGGAGCCCAAGAGUGCAUUACUGAUCCUCUCACUUCAGCUAUGAUAUCAGGUAGUUUAGCCAGUAAUUCAACUAAUUCCACUAAACCUAAAAUAGAGUCUUCAUCUCGUAGCCAGAAAAGACAAAUUGUGGAUUUCGAAAUAGCGAUAUUUAUGCCAGCUGAUAUAGAUUACCGCGAGCCAAUUUUAGCGGUGCAGAGGGAGUGUCAAGAAAGAAAUAGAUACCUUAAAAUGGUGCAAGCAACGCCAAAGGUGAGCCAACCUAAAACUCGGCUCAUUCCUUCUGAAAGCGAACAAAAUUUUAAAUUAUUCGACGAAUGGCAAGAUGAUGAGAUCUCAGACAUGGCCAGAAAUACUUCAGUGCUAUUCAGUGAAUCCGAAGAUCUGGAUGAAGAUGAAAUGAAAGAGACGCUGGAAGAGCAGAAGAGGCGAUUAGAAGAAGAGUAUGGGAUAGAUUUAGAGGACGCAAAUUUGGCAUCUGACGGAAGUGUCCAAACUCCUGGCGUCAAUAGUACCUAUGAGUUUGAAUGGGAUGACCAGGAAUUAGGAGGUGGGUUCGGGGCAAAUCAACUGGGAAACAACCCCAAUGAUCAAACAUUGGAUAAUGAUGAGAUGUUUGACGAGAAAUUGGUCGAUGCGUCUAUGAAUAUCCAGGCUACACGAAGGUGGCGUGUAACCUUCAUUAACGGUGUCGAGAAGCGAAUUGAUAUGAAAAUUCUGGAUCCUUUCAAGAAGGUUUUAUCGCAUGGUGGGUUUACACCAACUGGUCAAACGAUUCUGGUUUUCUCAGCUUGUUUUAUGCCGGAAAAGAAACGACCAGACUAUAAAUAUAUAAUGGAUAACCUGUUUCUGUACGUUAUUAGCUCAAUUCAAAUUUUGAUUACGGGAGAGUAUGUAUUGGUUUAUCUGCACGGUGGGGCUGACGAUUCAGUGACGCCCAGUUUGAACUGGCUCAAGAAAUGCUUCACUCAUAUCGACCACCGGGUGCGCAAGCAGCUUCAAGCACUGUACCUCGUCCAUCCCGACUUCUGGGUCAAAACCGGCAUGAAGCUGGCCAAGGUGUUCACAAGUAAUAAAUUCGAGAAGAAACUCAAGUUCGUAUCCUGUUUGUCCUCUCUUGCACGUUACAUUCCACUCGACUACAUCUACAUUCCAGACUGUGUGAAGCUAUUGGACUCUCAACUGGCCACAGAACGCACAGAAAGGACUCUCGAAGGCCUCAUGUAGAAUGUAGAUCGCAGAUGUCAUGAAAAAUCCAGUUGGAUAGGCAUUUAACGAAAAACUUGAUCUACCCUAUUGAUAAAUAUAUGAAUUUAAAAAAAGAAGCGGUUUUCAUCGAAUGGGAGGGUUAAAAUGACAUACCUACAAAUGUUUCGGUUCAGACAUUUUGACCGUGGUCAGACAUUGCGAGUCAGCUUUAAGAGCAUAUGACGUACGAAAAAAAUGAAUAUAACUUCUCGCGUUUUUUAACCGAAACUAAUUAUUUUAAAUUUCUUUUUGCACCUAAAGGUGAUGCUUUAAAAUUGUGUUGAAGAAUACUACUGUAAAUUUUGUAUAAAUUGUUUAGAUAA
This is a messenger RNA of Symsagittifera roscoffensis, 3585 nucleotides long. Its product is annotated as protein prune homolog 2-like. Gene Ontology annotation, cellular component: cytoplasm. Lineage: Eukaryota; Metazoa; Xenacoelomorpha; Acoela; Convolutidae. The transcript is spliced from 3 exons. The coding region runs from base 1154 to 3241 and encodes 695 amino acids. The record is from RefSeq and is a predicted model, not a curated record.